This is a messenger RNA of Folsomia candida, 1668 nucleotides long. RefSeq names its product lipase. The coding region runs from base 368 to 1372 and encodes 334 amino acids. Gene Ontology annotation, biological process: lipid metabolic process. The record is from RefSeq and is a predicted model, not a curated record. NCBI's taxonomy places the organism in Eukaryota, Metazoa, Arthropoda, Collembola, Entomobryomorpha, Isotomidae. The transcript is spliced from 3 exons.
AAGAACUCGAGUCUUUUUCAUGAAUGAUAUCUUCUUAUAAUAAAAUUAUGUAACUAGUCCCGAGUUCAAUUGCACGACCUGUGCUGAAAACAUGAUGUUAACCCCGGUCGUCAUCCUGACAUUUAUCUUAAAGUAACAAAUUACGUGUUACGGUUGUAUAAAAUUAAGUUAUAUAAAAACCAAGAAUGUAAUGUAUUUAGCAUGGAUUUUUUUCAGAUGUCGGAUAUUGGAAUGAUCAAAAAAAGGUCAUGUAAAUUGAACUCGGAAAUUACCAUAAAUAGAAUUGCUUUCGGGCUGUUAUCAUUCAUACACAUUACACAUUCUUGUACGUUAACACAAGUAAACAAAUUUCUGAAAUUUCUGAACGAUGGUUCUGUUCCGUAAAAAUUUUUAUAUUUUCCUGGGAAUGGGACUUCUACUCGUUCCCUUGAUUCAUUCUCAACUUUUACUUCCUCCACUUCCUACUCUUCCAACUAUUGCACAGAUUUUUGCCAUUUUAACCCUGAACCUUCUCCAAUUUCUCAAUUUGAACGUUUUUGAUAACUUGACUCCAAUUUCUACCACAAACUUUAUGACUCUACCGACCGUUGGGGACACUGUACGUACAUUAUAUUACUCCUUUGGAAUUUAUUGCCCUCUCGCUCAAGUCCAGACUUGGACCUGUGGUCAAAAAUGUGUCGAUUCGGGUGGAACUGAUAAUACAGUUAUCCAAGUUUACGAGGACACUGUUCAACAAACUCGGGGCUUGACCAUUGUGAACAAUCCAAGAAGUGAAAUUAUAAUUGCCUUCCGUGGUAGUUAUCAGGCUCAAAAUUUUUUAGAAGAUGCUGUUAGCGUGGUCUUGGUCCCAUUGGCGUUGACGGGAGGGACAAAUGUGCAAGUUUCUCAGGGAUUCUUGUUAGCUGCUCAGUCCCAGUAUGAAACAAUGGUUCUUCCGAAUUUGCGUAACCAACUUGCAGCCCAUCCUGGAUAUAAUGUUGUCAUUACUGGACACAGCUUGGGUGCAGCCAUGGCGGAACUGACAUUCGCAAUGUUGAAAAACAGCACAGAAUUUGGAUCCAAUUCAACUCUUUCGCUUUUUAAGUAUGGUUCUCCACGCGUCGGAAACAUUGGAUUCGCUUCGUGGAUGAAUUCACAAAAUAGUUCUGUAAUUCGAGUUGUGAAUAAGGCUGACAUAUUUUCACACAUCUUUCUUAAUAGUGAAGGUUAUGUGCAUAGUGGGAACGAAUAUUGGCGAGCACCAAAUAAUUCUGACAUUUUUUGCAAUCCCAAUCUAUACGAAGAUCCUGCCUGUUCCAAUUCCCUUGGUCCAAGCUAUAAUACAAAUGAUCAUUUGACGUACUUAGGUAUUCCUAAGGCGGGCUGUGCUUAAGAUAGGAAGGUGUUACAUACAUAUGUAUUUAUCAAGAGACAUUAUACUUGAUUUGUAUGCAUAAUUUCGAUAGUACAGCAAAAUUAUGCGGAGUUCAAAUUUGAUAUAGGAUACUUUUUUAAGUUAGGUUACAAAUUUUAUUCGUUACAAGUUAGAAAGUACAAAUGUUGGCACAUUAAAAAACUCAGAUAGCAACGCUAAUAUGAUAAGUCGUAGAUAGUUAUAAAUCAUUGAUUUGUAUGAUACUUUACCAGACCAACCAGACGAAUAAAAUGAAUUGUUACGUGAAAAAGUAA